AUGUUUUCCCUGACACCGGUGUUGGUAGCAGUUGUGUGCAUUUUGAUUGUGUGGAUCUUUAGAAAUGCUGAUGGAAACAUCGAGAAAAGGAAGGAGUUGGCUAGAAGCAGGGCAGAGGUUCGACCCUGGGUGGAUGAAGACUUAACAGACAGCUCUGACCUCCAGCAAGCGGAAGAAGAUGCUGAUGAAUGGCAAGAGUCAGAGGAAAGUGUGGAACACAUCCCAUACCUGCACACUCGGUACCCUGAGAAGGACAUGGUGAAGAGAUCCAAGGAAUUUUAUGACCUUCUGAAUAUGCGACGGUCUGUUAGGUUCAUCAGUAAUGAGCAAGUGCCAAUGGAAGUCAUCGAGAACGUCAUCAGAGCCGCAGGAACAGCCCCAAGUGGGGCCCACACAGAGCCCUGGACCUUUGUGGUUGUGAAGGAUGCAGACAUGAAGCAUAAGAUUCGGGAGAUCAUAGAGGAGGAAGAGGAAAUCAACUAUUCGAAAAGGAUGGGACAACGAUGGGUUACAGACCUGAAGAAACUGAGAACUAAUUGGGUGAAAGAGUACUUGGACACGGCUCCUGUUUUGAUCCUCAUUUUCAAACAAGUACAUGGCUUUGCUGCAAAUGGCAAAAAAAAGGUCCAUUACUACAAUGAGAUCAGUGUUUCCAUCUCCUGUGGGAUCCUCCUGGCUGCCCUGCAGAAUGCAGGGCUGGUGACGGUCACCACCACGCCUCUCAACUGUGGCCCCCGACUGAGGGUUCUCCUGGGCCGUCAGCCACAUGAAAAGCUGCUGAUGUUGCUCCCGGUGGGGUAUCCCAGCAAGGACGCCACCGUGCCCGACCUGAAGCGCAAGCCCCUGGCGCAGAUCAUGGUGACCGUGUAG
Molecule: messenger RNA, 870 nt
Organism: Condylura cristata (star-nosed mole)
Lineage: Eukaryota; Metazoa; Chordata; Mammalia; Eulipotyphla; Talpidae
Gene: IYD
Product: iodotyrosine deiodinase
Exons: 5
Coding region: 1-870 (289 amino acids)
Biological process (GO): thyroid hormone metabolic process
Molecular function (GO): oxidoreductase activity
Source: RefSeq, a predicted model, not a curated record